AGUUUCUAAAAUAUUGGAGAAUCAAAAGGGGCUUUGAAAUUUAAUUUUGUUAACUCUCAAAAACAAAAAAUCACAUCGAAAUUGGAAAAAGAAGAGUAAAUGCUCCUGAUAAUAUAUUUUAUACUGAGAGAGAGGAAAAGAUUUUAGCUACAUAUUAUUUUUACUUGUGCCACUGUGCCGGGUCAUAAACAGCUGUUUGCGCAUCCGCCACUUGAAGACACACCGGUUAAUGGCAAAUUCGACUGGGAUUGUUCUAAUUACUGGACCACCAGGUGUGGGCAAGACCACUUUAGUGCGCAAAAUCUGUGCAAAUCUUUCGGGAGUAAGAAAACUACAGGGAUUCUAUACCGAAGAAGUCCGGGAUGAAAGCCAUCAGCGCAUUGGUUUUGAUGUAGUCACACUGGCGGGACAACGUGGCAUACUGGCACGGGUGCAGGACCCAUCAGAAAACUAUUUGCCGUGUCCCAAAGUGGGCAAAUAUUCCGUGUAUUGCCUAGAUUUUGACAAAGUAAUUUUGCCCAUACUUAAUGAUAAUAAGGAACCGUCUUCAUCUUUGUGGGUUAUUGAUGAAGUGGGUAAAAUGGAAUUGUGCAGCUUCCCCUUUGAAGACGCUCUCGAGGAACUCAUUUAUUGCCAAGUGCCUUUGCUGGCCACCAUACCCCAGCAGGGACAGUCGCUACCUAUGGUGAAGCUACUGAAGCAACAACCUGGAGCUGUUAUCUAUCAUGUGACCGAAAGCAAUCGAGAUGCUUUGUGUGCAACUAUUACAGAAUAUCUUACAAAAUAAAUCAUUUGGAUCUUUAUUUAA
This is a messenger RNA of Drosophila willistoni, 808 nucleotides long. RefSeq names its product nucleoside-triphosphatase THEP1. The record is from RefSeq and is a predicted model, not a curated record. The coding region runs from base 230 to 787 and encodes 185 amino acids. Gene Ontology annotation, molecular function: ribonucleoside triphosphate phosphatase activity. NCBI's taxonomy places the organism in Eukaryota, Metazoa, Arthropoda, Insecta, Diptera, Drosophilidae. The transcript has 2 exons.